Salarias fasciatus (jewelled blenny) is the source of this 1302-nucleotide messenger RNA. RefSeq names its product jun dimerization protein 2-like. Gene Ontology annotation, molecular function: RNA polymerase II cis-regulatory region sequence-specific DNA binding; DNA-binding transcription factor activity, RNA polymerase II-specific. Lineage: Eukaryota; Metazoa; Chordata; Actinopteri; Blenniiformes; Blenniidae. Gene Ontology annotation, cellular component: nucleus. Gene Ontology annotation, biological process: regulation of transcription by RNA polymerase II. The record is from RefSeq and is a predicted model, not a curated record. The transcript is spliced from 5 exons. The coding region runs from base 181 to 672 and encodes 163 amino acids.
CCGCCCUGAGUACUUAAACGGGGCUGAUGCAACGACCUCACUUAGUCCCAAAACCUACAUCCGACUCCGGCACGUUAUCGCCGCUCCUUCUGGACGCUCCGCAGCGUCCAAAUAAAGUUGCAUCAUUGCCAGAAGAGGACUGACAAGUUUUCUCUGACGGCGGCGGUGGCCGGGUCGGACAUGAUGCCGGGACAGAUACCCGACCCUGCGAUGGCGGCGGGCUCCCUGCCCAGCCUGGGCCCGCUGGCGGGCAUCUCGGCCACCACGCUCACGGAUCAGCUCAAGCUGGCCGACUUCCGGCAGCUGGGCACCAUGCUGUCCCCGCUGCACUUCCUGGGGAGGCUGGGGAAGAGGCCGCUGGCCAUCAAGACGGAGAUGGAUGAAGAUGAAGAAAGAAGGAAACGCAGAAGGGAGAAAAACAAGGUGGCGGCAGCACGGUGCCGAAACAAAAAGAAGGAACGGACCGAUUUCCUUCAAAGGGAAUCGGAGCGUCUGGAGAUGGUGAACUCGGAGCUGAAGGCGCAGAUCGAGGAGCUGCGUCUGGAGCGGCAGCAGCUCAUGGUGAUGCUCAACCACCACCGGCCCACCUGCAUCGUGAGGACCGACAGCGUCAAGACGCCCGAGAGCGAGGCCAACCCGCUGCUGGAGCAGCUGUCCCCCGAAGCCAAGUGAAGCCCGGAAGAAGCAAGGAGUGGGGGGGCACGACACGCCCCCGACAGCCCAGACCGAGCGGCGCGUCUCACAACCAACAAGCACUCGAGCCCCGAAGACUUUUGGAGACUCUGUCCAAAGAGCUGAGGCGGCGGGGCUCCCUCAGCACCGCCACGCGAGCCGGCCCUGUCCACGGGAGGGCCGCAGAAGCCCAGCUUGGCCUCGCGUCGCCGCCCACACCCGCUGUGCCUCGUUGUCACUUCAAGCAUCUCUACGUAAAGGGACCAAUGGAGACGGCGCCCGGGAACCUCUGCCCCGAGCAGACCGCGGACCCGCCAGAGGCUCGGCGCUCUGCAGCUCUCCUACGUAUGCUAGCCGAAAUAUACCGGUGUAGAGUUCUUAGGAUAAAAUACUCAAUACGAAUACACCAGGAGUAGUGUGCGAGUUUCUGUUUUGUUUUUGUUUGUUUUUUUAAGGUUGGUUUCUAUACUCUGCCUGGACGAUGGCAGUUAGCGGUUGAUCCGAUCUGUGGUGACGCUGGCGUCAUGAAAAAAGCACAUAUACACAAAAAGAUGUUUACACGAGUCGUCUGUCCAUUAUUGUACCUGUUUUUAUACUGCUUUGUAUACAUAAACAUAUAUAUGAACUGCC